This is a messenger RNA of Phasianus colchicus (ring-necked pheasant), 3301 nucleotides long. It is a transcript of the gene CPEB2, whose product is annotated as cytoplasmic polyadenylation element binding protein 2. Gene Ontology annotation, cellular component: nucleus; synapse; neuron projection. Gene Ontology annotation, molecular function: translation factor activity, RNA binding; mRNA regulatory element binding translation repressor activity; mRNA 3'-UTR binding. The record is from RefSeq and is a predicted model, not a curated record. Gene Ontology annotation, biological process: negative regulation of cytoplasmic translation. NCBI's taxonomy places the organism in Eukaryota, Metazoa, Chordata, Aves, Galliformes, Phasianidae.
AGCGCUAUCCCCGCUCGGGAGCGUUGGGGUACGGCCGGCUGCCGCCCGCCCCGUUCGGUGACCGGCGGCCGGCCGGGGACGGGAGCGCCCCGCGGUGUUGUGCAGCGGCUCGGGGAGCCCCGGGGUGCGGGCGCGGCUGCGGCUGCGAGAGGAGGGGGUGCCCCUUUGGGGGCAGUGCGUGAAAAUUAGAGGAGGGGUUGUUGUGGAGUGGGGGGUGGGUGGGGAGGGUUGACAAAAAGGGGUUAUUUAUUGUUAUCAAAACGCUCCGAUUUCUGUAUGUGGCGUAGCGGGGGUUAUACGAGGGAAGACGCUUUAUUGUAGGAAGUGGCUAUUUUUAGGUUCGCACAGCGCUCUGCGGCAGCGCUCGCCCCCGCCCCAGGUUAAUUACCUUUGUCUCCGUGGGGCCGGGGCAGCCCCGCCGGCCCAUGGGGGACCCCGGCCCGCCGCCGGCCCCCAGCCGCAGCCCCAGCCCCGGGCCGCCGUGGUCCUUCCCCUCGCCGGCCGCCGCCUCCCGUUCCUCCUCCUCCUCCUCCUCCUGCCCCUUCUCACCCACCGCGCCCGGUUCCUCCGCGCUGUUCCCGGCGCAUCCCCGCGGCGCGCAGGAGGAGCGGCCGCCGGCGGUGACACAGCAGCAGCCGGGCGGCGAGAGGCUGGGCAGCGGCCCCGCGCCGGGACACCCCCCUCCCGGCCACCCCUCCUCCGACUUUAAACCCGCUCUCGGCCCCCAGCAGGAUUUAAACAAGCAGCAACCGCAGCAGCAACCGCCGCCUCCUCCUCCGCCGAGCCAGAAGAGGAAAGAGUUGAAGCCGCCGCCGCCGCUCAGCCCAGCCCAGCUCGGCGGCAGCCACCCCCCCGACUAUCAUCGCCACCCCCCUCAGCAGCAGCAGCAGCAGCAGUUCAGCCACCCCACUGACAAGUACCGGCAGCAGGAGCGCAGGCAGCAGCAGCAGCAGCUCCAGCUCCUCGGCGCUCGCCCCCCGGAGCCGCCGCCGAGCCUCGGGCCCCUCAGCCCCGCCGAGCGCCGGGCGGGCUCCGAGCGGGGCGCCCCUUCCCGCGCGGGGGGACCGGCGCCCGCCGACCCCGAUGUGGGGGUGGCCGCCGCCGCCUCCUGCGUGAAUCCGCCGCCGUCUCCUCCUCGUCCGCGGGCGAGAGCCGAGCCGCCCCCCAUGGAGUCCCCCCCGAACAGCCACUUGCUGGGCAGCCCCGGGACCCUCCUGCCCGGCGGGCUCGGCUCCGGCUUCAGCAGCCUGCAGAGCCCGGAGAUCCCCAGCCCCCAUCACCAGAGCGGGGGCGGCUCCUCCUCGGCGGCUUCCCCUCCUCCUCCGCCGCUGCCCGGCUUCGGCACCCCCUGGUCGGUGCAGACUUCGUCGCCGCCUCCGCAGCAGACGCAGCAGCCUCCGGUCUCCAGCGGCGGAGGGCAGAUCAGCGCCAUGCCGCCGCCGAGCCCGGAGUCCGAGACCAGCUUCUACCCGGGGAUCCCGUCGUCCAUCAACCCCGCUUUCUUCCAGAGCUUCUCGCCGGUGUCUCCUCACAACCCCUGCGCCGGGCCCUUCAGCAGCCCCUUCUCGGCCGCCGCCCCGCCGCCGCCGCCGCCGCAGAUGAAUUUACCUCAGCAGCAGCAACAGCAGCAGAACCGGAGGUCCCCGGUGAGCCCGCAGCUCCAGCACCAACACCAGGCGGCCGCCGCCGCCGCCGCCUUCCUGCAGCAGCGGAACUCCUACAACCACCACCAGCCUCUUCUGAAGCAGUCGCCGUGGAGCAAUCAGAGUAGUGGCUGGAGCACAGGAAAUAUAUCCUGGGGAGGAAUGCAUGGCAGAGACCAUCGUAGAACUGGAAACAUGGGAAUUCCAGGAACUAUGAACCAGAUAUCUCCUUUGAAGAAACCCUUUUCUGGUAAUGUCAUAGCUCCACCUAAAUUUACUCGCUCCACUCCAUCACUGACUCCAAAAUCAUGGAUUGAAGAUAAUGUUUUCCGAACUGACAACAACAGUAAUACUCUCCUUCCCUUGCAGGAUCGAAAUAGAAUGUAUGACAGUCUGAAUAUGCACUCUUUGGAAAACUCCCUUAUUGACAUUAUGAGAGCAGAGCAUGAUCCACUUAAAGGUCGCUUGAGUUAUCCACAUCCAGGGACUGACAAUCUUCUGAUGUUAAAUGGCCGUUCUUCCCUCUUCCCGAUAGAUGAUGGUUUGUUGGAUGAUGGUCAUAAUGAUCAAGUUGGAGUCUUAAAUUCACCUACCUGCUAUUCUGGUCAUCAGAAUGGGGAACGAAUUGAGCGUUUUUCUCGGAAAGUAUUUGUUGGAGGUCUUCCACCAGAUAUUGAUGAAGAUGAAAUUACUGCUAGCUUCAGAAGAUUUGGGCCUUUGGUAGUAGAUUGGCCUCACAAAGCAGAAAGCAAGUCCUAUUUUCCACCAAAAGGUUAUGCAUUCCUCCUAUUCCAAGAAGAGAGUUCUGUCCAGGCACUGAUUGAUGCCUGUAUUGAAGAAGAUGGAAAGCUCUAUCUAUGUGUUUCCAGUCCUACUAUCAAGGACAAGCCAGUUCAGAUCCGUCCCUGGAAUCUAAGUGAUAGUGACUUUGUGAUGGAUGGUUCCCAGCCGCUUGAUCCUCGAAAAACAAUUUUUGUUGGAGGAGUCCCUAGACCAUUAAGAGCUGUGGAAUUGGCAAUGAUCAUGGACCGUCUGUAUGGUGGAGUUUGUUACGCAGGAAUUGAUACUGACCCUGAGCUGAAAUACCCAAAAGGUGCUGGACGUGUUGCUUUUUCCAAUCAGCAGAGUUACAUUGCUGCCAUCAGUGCUCGGUUUGUUCAACUUCAGCAUGGCGAUAUAGAUAAACGAGUGGAGGUAAAGCCAUAUGUGUUGGAUGACCAGAUGUGUGACGAAUGCCAGGGCGCACGAUGUGGUGGAAAGUUUGCUCCUUUCUUCUGUGCCAAUGUCACUUGCCUGCAGUAUUACUGUGAGUUUUGUUGGGCAAAUAUCCACUCCCGUGCAGGACGUGAAUUCCAUAAGCCAUUGGUAAAGGAGGGGGCUGACCGCCCACGUCAGAUCCACUUCCGCUGGAAUUAAACAUGGUGAACCAGCAUCUACAUAAGGAAAGAAGGGUGCAUGUGGCUUACUGUGUUUGAAGAUACUGACAUGCAGAAGAAAUAAGUGCAUUCUUCUGCUUUUCACCCCAGCUAUCAAUACAUGCAUCUUUAUCAGCAGCCAAAACACUACAAGCCUCUUGUUUUUCACCAAAACCCUACAUCUCAGGCUUACUAAUUUUUGUGAUAUUUUCAUGUUAAAAUAAAAUGUUUUUUUGUAUUUUC